Molecule: messenger RNA, 5738 nt
Organism: Chiloscyllium plagiosum (whitespotted bambooshark)
Lineage: Eukaryota; Metazoa; Chordata; Chondrichthyes; Orectolobiformes; Hemiscylliidae
Gene: mapk8ip2
Product: mitogen-activated protein kinase 8 interacting protein 2
Biological process (GO): JNK cascade; regulation of JNK cascade
Cellular component (GO): cytoplasm
Molecular function (GO): MAP kinase scaffold activity; JUN kinase binding
Source: RefSeq, a predicted model, not a curated record
UUGCUGCCGGAAAAGAAAACUCAGUAGCUCGGGGAUUGUUUGCAAAGAGAUUGUGGAAAAGCUAAAAUAAUUCCCUUCUCCUUUACACACCGUGACGUGUUAAUGCCCCCUCCCCUUCGCUUUAUCCGCAGCAUCCCUCUGCACAAGUCAGUGCGAGGAGCUGGGAUGCAGCAGGGGCCGGACUGCUUUGUUGCGGUUAUGUAGGAUCCAAAAAGAACCCACCGCUCUCUGCGACAAAAAAAAGCAUUCGUUUUCGACGCAAGCCAGUGCCCCGAGUACACCGAGCAGCCGGUCUCGGGACACCGCGGGGAUGCAGCCGCGUUAGCACAGGAUCCAGGUGCUCCGCAGUGCUGUAUGGUCCUUCGCAUAUUAGCUCACUUAUAAUAGAUGCCACUAUAUUUCCACAUUUGUGCCAUUUACUAAAAAAAAGUAGCCAAUUAUUUUUUCCCCACCAGCGGAGCUCCUGUGAAGAGCCCGGAUUGCGGCUUCUCGCUGAAUUGCAAGCUUUGAUAUUGUUUUUGCUCUCUCUCUCUCCUCCCAUCAAUUGCAAAGCCUCUUGUGUCCUUGGGUUAUUUUUUGCGUCAGAAGAUGGCGGAUCCCACAGAGAUGUUUUCUCUGUCAACCUUCCACUCUCUCUCCCCUCCGGGCUGCAGACCUGCCCAUGAUAUCAGCCUGGAGGAGUUUGAUGAUGAGGAUUUGUCAGAAAUUACAGAUGACUGUGGAAUUGGGCUGAACUAUGACUCUGACCCCUAUGAAAAGGACUGUUUGAUGCUGGAUGUGAAAGGUGCACCUCAGGCUGUGACUGAGAUCUGCUCCUUCCAGGAUGACCUGCAGGAAUUUGAAAUGAUUGACGAUACGGAUGACAUGGAGGAAAGUGAACUGCUGCCUUCACCCUCUGCCACAACCAUCCAACAGACGCGCCCUUCCACCUUAAACCUUGCCACUCCACUUUCCCACUCACAGGAUUCUCUCAAUAACAAUGCCAGCUUCUCUCCCAGGAAAGCUAGCUGGCAGGAGACACUGCUACACUCCUCUAAUGGCCAUUUAACCCCUCCUCAUCUGUGUAUCCAAGAUAGUGUCCACCAGGCUGGCUGGUGCAUGACUGGCCCGAAGUCUGGACCACAUGGCCCUGGAUCACAACUGAAACACAUGGAGACCGCAUCAUCCCAGUCACCUCUGAAACCUCUACUGUACGAUUUCGAAGGGAAUCGGCGGGAUACUCUGGAAUACGGUAACAGCAAGGCUGACCAACUCAUAGAGGAUCAUAAUAUGAAUAUUGUAUCGCCAUCAUUGCCAUGUCCAUCAUUGCAUGUGAACAAAGAACCUGCUAAACACUGUCUCUCUCCGACAGGGUCUUUUGGUUUACACACAAAGUCAGGAAGCUCUUUCCCUGAAAUGGAAGCUGGCCAUGAUAGCCAUACACAUCAAACUAACACAGCAGACAAUAUCACAUCACAAAGCUCAGAUACAGAGCUGGAACAAGACUUGACUAGCAGCAGUUCCAAGGGACAUUCUUGUUCUGCUAAUAGAUCCAGUGAAAUGUACACACUUGCCUCUGAAUUAGGAAUGAAUACUGAGAUUGAAGCUGACCAUACCUUUGCUGCCACUAGUAAAUGCUUGUCACCAUCCAACCUUAGCAACGGUUCCUGUACUCCUGUGUCUGAUGCAGAGCUUGAACUAGAAUUUGGAAUUGCAAACAAGAUGCACAGAGCAUCCACAGAGCAAACAGCUUUUGUGCCCCCCGUUCUCGAGCAAAUAAAUUUGACAAGCCCCGCCACCACUGCAAUGAGUUCUUCGGCUCCUGAUUCAGAGAUGGACCAUGACCAUGACACAGGAGAGACAGCUGUUGACUAUGUGCAGCCAUCUAGUUCCAAUAGCAAUACAGUGUCUCCUUCCUCUGACCCAGGCAUCGUGGCAGAUCUCACCAGUAAAAGCACCAAGAAAUUUAUGCAGUCGUACCAAAGUGAGGAUGGUGUUUCCUCUGGUUCUGACUCAGAAUUGGAAGAACUCGAAGAAAGACUAACAUGUGACAACAGUGCUGCAUGUAACAUGAUUUCUUCCAUCUCAGAGACCGAGUUAGACCUUACCAGUGAGAGCAGCAGUGGUCGGUCAUCACACUUAACCAACUCAAUUGAAGAAGCAAGUUCACCCAACUCUGAUCCUGAGAUUGACUGGGAAGGAGAAAUAAAUACUUCUAAUGUUAAAGAUCGAUUGUACUUGAUAAAGACAGCCAGUAAUACCGACGUCAAUACAUUAAACCCAGUUGCUGAAUGGGACCUUGACAGUGGGUAUACAGGAAGAUUUGUAUGUGCUACAGAUAAAAAUAAUUCACGUACUUCUGCCAGAGUUUCAGAGUCAGAGUUAAUAAUAGACCAUCUUACUGAUGUUAUUGCUGAAUCUUUGCAAGAUCCGGACCAGACAAAAAAACAGAUUACUUCACCAGAAACUCCAGAGUUGAGACCAGAUAGUAGGAAUGAAAGUACUGCCAGGCCUACAUAUCUUGAUAUUAUACCAAAUCCAUCGCUGUCUCAGGUCCCAAGCCCGAAAUCACAAACAGAAGAUAAUGAUGAAGAAAACAGUGAUGAUAAACUGAGUAAUGAUUCUGAGUCUUCGUGUUCUGAACAUGAUUUGGACGCUGAUCUAAGUGAAAGUUCUGACUCCCCUUGGCUUCUUAGUAACAUGAUCAACACAAUGAUUUCACAAGGCUCCCACACUGUCAAAGACGAGGGCUGGAUGCAGACUCAUUCCUUCAGUGAGACCGUUUCCUCAUGUUCUGACAUUGAGAUCGAGCCAGUGUUCGCUAACCAGCUACUGUGCACUUCAGGGCAUCAAAAUGACACAGGCCAGAGAGAUUCGAAAAACAAAGACCAUCUUGACUUAGACAUUGAGAUAUUGGAUAGCAAUGAUGAUUUUGAAGAUGCAAUGUUCUCCAAAGAUGAGGAUAAAAGAAAAGAGACAAGAGCUGAGGGACCUGAGUUAACGCCAACUUCUAACAAUAAACCAGCAACCAUUUACCUGGCUUUGAGUAAUCCACCCGAUGAUGCAGCCGUGAGAGUUGGCAAUCAUAGUGUAUCGUUGACUCCAGGAAGAGUUGAUUCCUGUGAAGCCGAAGCAGAGCUAAGCAAGGAUUUUAAGGACAGUUGCACAAAUGAAGAGGAUGAUGACAUCACCAUAAUGCCAAACUCCACACUAAGCUUCAAGUAUGAGGAGCCAAUGGAAAGCCUUCAAGGAAUAAAUCCAGAUCACGACAUGGAUGCUCCAAGUUUCAGUGAAGACCUAGAGGCUGCUUUUAUUUUAGAAAAUCGAUUAACUGAAUUGAAUUCUCGGCCGCUCACUUCUGAGGUGCAAACGAAAUCAAAGCCAGUCAGUGAAGAGACUGACUGUCCCAAUAAAUGCUCAAACCCAUCUUCUUCAUUUAAUGCAAGCCCCAAAAUACCCAUAUCCUUUAGUGACCCAUCAAAUGGACCUUUCAACCUGAAGGAACUGUCCCCAUUGCACAGAGCAGCCAGCAAGCAGCUAGACCAGUCAUUGGCCUAUGACUCUAUUAAGUAUACCCUGGUGGUAGAUGAGAACACUACUUUAGAGCUCGUCAGUUUGAAGCGUUGCACCUCCAUCUUGAGUGAUGAUAGUGAAAUCUCAACACUGUGCGACAACUGUGAGCUGGAAAUGGAUAAUGAGUUUGGGGACUGCACAGAGAGACAUGACAUCGAGAACUCAUCUGAGGAUUCAUCACCUGAAGCCGACACACAGUUUUCCAAGAAAUUCCUCAAUGUUUUUGUCAACAGCACUUCUCGAUCUUCAAGUACAGAAUCCUUUGGCCUUUACUCCUGCACAAUAAAUGGUGAAGAGCGGGAGCAGACUCAUCGAGCAGUAUUCCGGUUUAUUCCUCGCCACCAGGAUGAACUGGAGUUGGAUGUUGAUGAUCCAUUGUAUGUUGAAGAGGAGGAAGAUGACUACUGGUACCGAGGUUACAAUAUGCGGACAGGGGAGCGUGGAAUCUUCCCAGCAUACUACGCCCAUGAGGUUGUCAACCAGACCAAGGAAUUCCUAGGAAUAAAGAAGAGCAGUGUCUGGGUGGAGAGGUUUGAUGUGCAGUUCCUGGGAUCUGUGGAAGUCCCAUAUCACCAGGGUAAUGACAUCCUGUGUGCUGCAAUGCAGAAGAUUGCUACAACUAGAAAGUUGACAGUUCAUCUACGCCCACCUGCAAGUUGUGAGUUGGAGAUCAACAUUCAAGGGGUUAAACUGGUCAUGAGCUUGAAUGAGUAUGGCCCAGAAGACAAGACUGAAAGGUGCAGCCAUUUUUUCCAGAUGAAGAACAUUUCAUUCUGUGGAUGCCACCCUAAAAACAGCUGCUACUUUGGCUUCAUCACUAAGCAUCCUGUGGUGAACCGCUUUGCCUGCCACGUGUUUGUAUCUGAGGAAUCCAUGCGUCGUGUUGCUGAGUGUAUCGGUCAAGCAUUUCAAGAAUACUAUCAGGAGCACCUGGAGUAUGCUUGCCCGACAGAAGACAUUUACCUGGAGUAGAGGUUGACCCUUUCACAUGGAUUCAUUACAUUUUUCGCUGGACCUGGGCUCAACUGUGAGCUGUACCCCUGCUCCCUGUACAUAAAAAAAAUUAAACAAAUUCCGAAGAGAAUCCUAGUAAGGGUAUACAGUACAUGGAGCCCCCUGUGAGGUUUUAGCAUUGACUAUGAAAGCUCGUUGAUAUCAAACCUGUGUUUGCUGCACAUAUCAUUACCAUAUCUAACUCUAGCUACCAUCCAUUCCUGUUGCUGCUGUUUCAGGUUGCUUCAAAGCUACCAGUUCAAAUUGAAAAGCAUUUGGUCAAACAGAGAGAGGAAAAUGGGGUGCGAUGAGUUUACAUAUCAUGAGAAAUUCAUCCAAUGGCUGAAUGUGUGCUAAGUUUACCUUAUUUACUUCAGUGUGUCUGUUGUUGGAGGCAUAGUGCUCCUUCACCUUCUUAUGAGGUGCGUCCUCCCCUUAGUUGUCUCAAGGAACAUGCUGCCAAAUUGUGUGCAGAUGUCUGUGCAGCUGGGCAGUGAGGAUGGUCCUUUCUCCAGCCCCAUGGGUCACUGCUAAAAAGUGAGGAGUUUCCUUCAGUGUCAGCCAAUGCAAAAGUAUGUUCUUCAAUAAUGAGAAUUAUAUCUCUUAGUUUGUUUCUAAAGGCUUAAAAGACCUUACAUUAACAGCAUCUUCAGGUCAACAACCUGAGACCAAUAGGUCUGACUUUGGAUGAAGUACCUGACUCUGUGGGAAGUGACAGCUUCGACCCUGGAUGACGAUGGGGGCUCCAGGUGAGGGGGUUUGACCAUCCUGACUCCAAAAUAAACAGAUACAGUACAAGACCAAGAAAAGCAAAGGAAAUAUCACUGAUGGGAACAGUGUAUAUUGGAGAAUAUAUAUACAGCAUCUGUUCAGUCCUGCAGCAGCCACCCCCAUAUGUUUAGCUGGCAGUUUUAUUUUUAUUCAACGUGACCUGGUCAAACUCCCAAGUUGCUGCUUCCCCAGCAGUUCAGAUGAGAACCUGGAUGACAAUCAUGUCAGCAUUAUUUAAGUAUAGCACAGUAUGUUUGUUUUAAACAAUAUGAAUUGGUCUUUCGCAGAAACAUACAGCAAUGCUUAUUUGCUGACACCUAGAGUUUGCCAGUGUGAUGGAGUCAGCAAUGGAACAGUUUCUCCUAUUGUCCAGUGAAACUGAGUUACUGCAUGUGUUUCAACCAAACUUUCUCAUGGGGGCA